AUGGACAAUUUUAACGAGCUCGACCAAUAUCAUAUUAGUAGUACUUGUGAGACAGAUGCGCAUGAUGUCCUAAUUAUUCUUGUCAAGUGGGACAAGUUUAGCUAUUUGUUUCUUAGGAAGCUUAGAAAAUGCCUUCCUGAUGUGCCUAUUGUUGCAGCAACUGAUUUGGAUAUCCGUGAUCUUGAGCCCUUGAUCUUUCUGGAUACACCACCUAAGGAGGUACCACGGCUGUAUGGUGGUUGGGAUUUGUCCAAAGAUUGCGAGUCAGUAGGUGUCAGCGAUGUUGAUUUUGUUAAUAUCAAGUGGAUGGGAUUAAGGCCUUCUGACUUUCUGAAUAGAUCUCCUUUUUUCAAAUGUUUGGAUUUCAUAAAUGCAUAUCUUGUGUCUUUACAAGGUUCUGCAAUGCUGACAAAGAUUGGGCUGUUUGCUAACAAUUUGACUGGAGAAAUCCCUUCAGAGUUAGCAAAUCAGACUCUUUUGCAGGAAUUUGAUAUAUCAGCUAAUCAUUUCUCUGGGAAGUUGCCUCCAGACUCCAGAAAUUGCAAAUCUGAAGAACCUGACAGUUUUUCAGCCGAACAACUUUCAGGGAAAAUUCCAGCAAAUUCUGGGAGAUUCUCUCCAUUAGUUAGUAUAGAAAUUUCUGAAAACAAUUUUACUGGUUCCUUUCCUAGAGUCAAUCACAACCGUUUGUCAGGGCAACUUCCCGAGGGUAUAUGGGCAAUGCCUAAUGUAGAUAUAGUGGAUUUCAGUAAUAAUGAAUGA
This is a messenger RNA of Chenopodium quinoa (quinoa), 762 nucleotides long. Its product is annotated as probable LRR receptor-like serine/threonine-protein kinase At4g36180. The coding region runs from base 1 to 762 and encodes 253 amino acids. The transcript has 5 exons. Gene Ontology annotation, cellular component: plasma membrane. Gene Ontology annotation, molecular function: protein binding. The record is from RefSeq and is a predicted model, not a curated record. Lineage: Eukaryota; Viridiplantae; Streptophyta; Magnoliopsida; Caryophyllales; Amaranthaceae.